UCCACUCUUUUAUUCCAUCUCACUUCCGCUCUUCCCCUAUCCUUUCAAUCUCUCUCUCCGCCGCUCCGUUCACUUCAAACCCUUCACCGGCGUUCGAAAACCCUAGGCCCUAAUUUCUCCCAUGUCCUAUCAGUCGUUUAGGGUUUAGCUCCGUAAGAUCGUUAUUUAUUCUUAUCCGUCAAUUUAUCUGAUAAAAGUUAGAUUCGGAGGAAUGGCGAGUUCGACUACGAGCAAUGUUUACAUUCACGUCAUCGAAGAUGUCAUCAGCAAGGUCCGUGAUGAGUUCAUCAACAACGGUGGUCCCGGAGAGAGUAUCCUCAACGAGCUCCAAGGAUUGUGGGAGAUGAAAAUGAUGCAUGCUGGGGCAAUAUUGGGUACAACAGAGAGGAAUCCAGCUCCGAAAGGGACCCCUGGAGGUCCAAUAACAACCCCUGUUCAUGACCUUAAUGUGCCUUAUGAAGGCACUGAGGAGUAUGAAACUCCCACUGCCGAUAUACUGUUUCCUCCAACUCCAUUACAGACUCCGUUGCCUGGUACCGCCCAGACACCGCUACCUGGAACAGUGCAGACACCCCUCCCGGGAACUGCCCAAACACCUCUUCCUGGAACAGCAGAUAGCAGCUCAAUGUAUAAUAUUCCUACAGGUGGCAGUACUCCCUUUACACCUAAUGAGUACUCUUCUUUGAAUGAUACUGGUGGUGCAACUGAGAUGAAAGGCGGUCCAGGGAGACCUAGCCCAUUUAUGCAACCACCCUCCCCUUGGUUGAAUCAAAGGCCUCCCCUUGAUGUUAAUGUUGCUUAUGUUGAAGGACGAGAAGAAGUUGAUCGCGGAGCUUCUCAGCAACCCAUGACUCAGGACUUCUUUAUGACGGCUGCUGGAAAGCGGAAAAGGGAAGAUUUUGCAUCUCAAUAUAACAAUGGGGGAUACAUACCUCAACAGGAUGGUGCUGUAGACUCAAUAUAUGACAUCAUGAAGGCUGGUGAAGGCAACACUAUUCAGCUUGAGUUGGUGACCUCUAUCCAGGCUGCUGCUUCUAGAAUUCCUCAAGUUGAUGGUCCAACUGACCAUUACGACGAAGCGCUUUCGACACCCAAUAUCUAUGGUUAUCAAGGGGUGGUCAAUGAAGACUAUAAUAUAGUCAACACACCAGCACCAAAUGAUAUGCAAGCGCCUACUCCUGCUCCUGUCCUUCAGAAUGAUGAUGUUGAUGAUGAUGAUGAGCCCUUGAAUGAAAACGAUGACGAUGAUUUUGAUGAUGUGGACCAAGGGGAGGAUCUAAACACAGCGCAUCUAGUUUUGGCUCAGUUUGACAAGGUGACACGUACAAAGAGCAGGUGGAAAUGCACCCUUAAGGAUGGCAUAAUGCACAUAAAUAAUAAAGACAUUCUUUUCAAUAAGGCAACUGGAGAGUUUGACUUCUGAGGCAGUUGAAGGAAAAUCUAAUUUGGCAGUAAAGGAGCUCAAAUUCAAGAACCGAUCAAGCUGAUUACUUAUUUUGUUGUUGGCAUUUUAAUGGAAGUUAAAACUCCAGGAGACUAAGUUGCUUAAUGUUCAUUGCUAGAGAAGUUUUUUCGUUGGCCGAGUGUAUAUAUAUAGUAAAAGAGCUGCUGCUUGGCCAUAUGGAUUACUUGUUGAUCUUUUGAACUUGAUCUGAGAGGAAAUGUAUAAUUUUCCUGUGUUGUACGCUUUUGGAACAUCUUGGCUAAUUUAAUACCGGUGUUAUCUUUCUUUUCUCU
Molecule: messenger RNA, 1737 nt
Organism: Nicotiana attenuata
Lineage: Eukaryota; Viridiplantae; Streptophyta; Magnoliopsida; Solanales; Solanaceae
Product: transcription initiation factor IIA large subunit-like
Exons: 11
Coding region: 212-1423 (403 amino acids)
Biological process (GO): transcription by RNA polymerase II; transcription initiation at RNA polymerase II promoter
Cellular component (GO): transcription factor TFIIA complex
Source: RefSeq, a predicted model, not a curated record